AUGGCGACCGCAACAGGUACAGGAUGGGCUCAGUUGCGACAACAGGCUCGUUCCCUUGAGACUCAGUCAGAGACCUUAUUCCACACCUAUGCACAAUAUGCCUCCCUAUCACAGCUGCCCAUGACCCCUUCAGAAGACGAAGUGAAAGCCGAAUCCCAAAUACACGAAAUCUUAGAACGGAGAGAAGCCAUAAUAUCCCAACUCGCUCGUCUCCUCGAUUCCGAAUCAGCUCUUACCUCCUCCGCUCUGAAACAAAACAACCUCUCUCGCCACCGCGAGAUCCUCCGUGACCACCGCCGUGAACUCAAACGCCUCAACUCCGCCAUCGCUGAAACCCGCGACCGCGCCAACCUGCUCUCCAACGUCCGCUCAGAUAUCAACGCCUAUCGCUCUUCCGCAUCCUCGAACCAGGAUAACAACAAUGUGGAGGCAGAGUACAUGCUAGAGGAACGAGGCCAUCUCGAAAACAGUCAUAAUAUGAUGGAUAGCGUUCUUAGCCAGGCAUACGCUGUUAAUGAGAAUUUUGGCCUUCAGCGGGAGUCGCUGGCGAGGAUCAAUCGGCGGAUUGUUGGGGCUGCGAGAGGAGAGAUGGGAUCAUCCUCGGUGUAUUUAUUGGCCUUUGUUUCUUGA
This is a messenger RNA of Histoplasma mississippiense, 630 nucleotides long. RefSeq lists its product as hypothetical. Lineage: Eukaryota; Fungi; Ascomycota; Eurotiomycetes; Onygenales; Ajellomycetaceae. The record is from RefSeq and is a predicted model, not a curated record. Bases 1 to 630 code for a protein of 209 amino acids. Gene Ontology annotation, molecular function: SNAP receptor activity. The transcript has 4 exons. Gene Ontology annotation, cellular component: SNARE complex; cis-Golgi network; Golgi medial cisterna. Gene Ontology annotation, biological process: endoplasmic reticulum to Golgi vesicle-mediated transport; vesicle fusion.